AGCGGCCCAGAUGAUCUACUACCAUUGGAAAGGCCAUCUCCUUUGUUCCCCUCAUCGUUUCGUCUUUUCACCUCCAUCAUGGAAAACGUUUACAAUUUCAUCUCCGUCACCGUUUCACCCGUGUUAUUCAUGCUCAAUCUUGCCUGCAAAGUCCAACGACGGCUAAAGGCACGCCCAUGGCCACUAGAAAACAAGGUCGUGCUCAUCACUGGCGCUUCCUCUGGGAUUGGAGAAGAGAUUGCUUACGAGUAUGCCCGUCACGGGGCACGAAUUGUGCUUGCGGCCAGACGUGAACAGGAAUUGCAGAGGGUUGAACUAAAAUGUCGUGAACUGGGUGCCAAAGAGGUUUUAUCAGUGCCUACUGACGUGGGCGAUGAAGCGCAGGUAGCAAACCUCAUCCAAAAGACCCGUGAAGCAUUUUCGUCCCAACUCGAUGCGCUCUACGUUAAUGCCGGGUUAUCAAUGGGAGAACCUUUUGAAGCCUUCCAAGAUCUAUCCGUCUUUCGGACCUUGAUGGAAGUCAACUACUUUGGGUGCAUCUCCGUAACCCACCAAGCUCUCCCCCUGUUAAAGCAAACCCCCCAAUCACGGAUCGUCGUCACAUCCUCUGUAGCAGGAUUGGCGGGUAUACCCAGUCGAACAGGUUAUUGUGCCACCAAGUUUGCGGUGAGAGGGUUCUAUGAAGCGCUUCAAAGCGAACUUUACGAUCAAGGUGUAUUUGUCACGCUUGUCUACCCCGGCGCCGUCGUGACCAAUAUCAAUGCAACUCGGUUAGGGUCCGGUCCGGCGGAUUUGGAUAUGAAAGGUGCCAUGACUGCGGAAACAUGUGCAAAGUUGAUGGUGAAGGCGACCAAACAGGGACGGAAGGAGCUCGUUAUGACCCACAAAUUCAAGUUGGGACGCAUGUGGGAAGGAAUGGUGCCCGAUCUGUGGGCUUUACUUGUCCGCAGGGGUGCAAAGAAAGCCUUCAAAGAAAAGUCUCAGUAGGUAGUUUACCUUGGGUUGUGUUGCAGGAGGAACAUAUCGAAAUCUACCUGUACAUAUUGCGUGAAUAAGACAAAAACACUCUAGUUCAAAAAGCUUCACAAUGUGAUAAACACA
This is a messenger RNA of Spizellomyces punctatus DAOM BR117, 1101 nucleotides long. RefSeq lists its product as uncharacterized. NCBI's taxonomy places the organism in Eukaryota, Fungi, Chytridiomycota, Chytridiomycetes, Spizellomycetales, Spizellomycetaceae. The record is from RefSeq and is a predicted model, not a curated record. The transcript has 2 exons. Gene Ontology annotation, molecular function: oxidoreductase activity. Bases 79 to 987 code for a protein of 302 amino acids.